AUGGCGGCCAGACUUCAUGCUGUCCCUCAGGAUAAUACUGGCUCAUCACUCCUGGCCCAAUUUCCUCCGACUGUAACUCUAGACUCUCCCGUUCUUGCUUCAUCUAUAACUCUUCCUGAUCAACCUGUGGUUGCCUACUAUGUGUUCUCCGGCUCGCCGUCCACAAACGCGGCGGAUCACCUCAACCUCAUUGAACUUGCGCGAAGGAAGGUGUUGGCACAGAAUGUCAACCGCGGUAUCCUUGACUCGCUCUUGCCAAGCGUUCAUAUCACCAAGGAUGCCUCCAAGCUGUACGUAUUUGGACUUGCGUCGCAGGACGUACCUUCUCCAACGAGUGCUGCUCUUGCGGCGUUACAGUUUGAGGGCUUAUCUCUAUCUGAUAAUUCCACGUUCACGACAAAUUCUAUUUACCCAUGUUCUGCCGCGUGCUCUAUUCAGACUGCUCCGUGCCCCGAAUGUCUCAAGCCAUUCCCAAAGACGGCGCGGUCCGCUUCUUCAGCUGCACAUCUACUCCCACGAAAACAUCUCCGCAUGCCAUUCCAUCACUUCCUGAGCGCUGUGCGGGAUAGGCUCAUCGACGAUAUAACCGAAACCUCGAAGCUGAACCCGAAUUCUAGGCAAGCUAUAAGGCUCAAGGACGGCUUCAUCCUUGGUCCUGCGGCUGCAUCUUCGGAAUGGAGCGCCGGUUGGGAGCAUCAUGCGCGGAGCCGUCCUCUGGUGUUCACCCAUCUUCAAGUUCAUCUAUCGCAAACACCCUUUUCUGCACGACUUCUUAUCCAUCCCGUGCUAAGGCCAACGUUCUAUUUCCCUCUCUGUGCUACGCUACCAGUUCCUUCGGGUACACCAGUCGUUCUGCUUCCAUAUGGUAUACCCGCGUAUUACCUGAAUACGUACACUGGUCCCGCGUCCGCCUUGACUGCACCGUUCAAUGAUGCUCUCGUCGGUUUGGGCGCGGGCGAAUGGAAAGGCGCUCAUACGAAAAGACACGUGCAAUCCGAUGCUAGUACGUCGUCUACGACUUCGUGCGAUAGGAAGGAUCCUUCCUAUAUCAUUGCAUGGCUGGCUGUUCAGAACAAGCAGGGCGAGGAUAAAGGCAUGCCUAUCAUCUGGCCAGCACGUCUCUGUCUAUCGUACCACCCGAACUCACCGUCCCCGCAUGCGCGCACACCCCUGGCCUACAACCCCGAGCUUCCGGCGCAGCUGCAAGCAUCACCUCCACCUCCACCGCCAACAAUACCUCAGAAGCGAGACCCGCUCUCUACACCCAUUUCCCGCCGGCCUCGCACCGUCACGUCCUCGCCAACAACGGAAUCCCUACGUGCUUUCCGAACGCUGACACUCACCGCGAACCCAUCUCCCCGAGAUGUAAACAAGGUUGCUUCGGAAGUGAGCGGUUAUGUUGACUCUGUCGCCAAGGAGCGCGAGAGGGAGCGCGAGCGAUUGAAACGAGAAAGGGAAGGGACUACCACCCGCGGGAGAGCCACAAGCACAAGUGGGCCUACGUCUACCUCAACUCCGUCUGCUGUUGUGGACCAACCAACCCCGGGUUCUUCGAGCGUCACAGCUCCUCCUCCAGAGGCUAUGGUCGACAUCGCACAUGGAACUCCGGCGGCGGAAGAUAUUCUCAUGGACGAAGACCUUCCCUCGUCGCAAGACUCGACGGACUCUUUGUUCUCACCACCUGCCGGUGAAAACACGCCUCCUCCAGAUGAUGUUAUGCAUUCCUCCUCGGAUUCAGAGGUGAAAGCGGAGCGAAUGGACGUGGACACAAUGCCUAUUCCCAUCGAACCGGCCCCGCAUACGGAUGUCUUGUCGAAUUUUGAUCCGUUCAAUGGUCUGGACGCAUCAUGGAACCAGCCGUCCAACACAUUCCUCGACAUGGGAUAUGACAUGGGUUUUAACAUGAACAUGGACUCGCUAAGCGAAUCGCGUAUGGGCCGGAUAGGCGAUGGUGACUUCGACAUGGACGAAGGGUUCGGCGAUUUCACGGACGAAGAUUUCAGUUUCUUCGACGCCCCGACAACGCAAACCCGUUCUGUGCCGAUUCCUGUUCCUCCUAUCAGACUAGACAAUACUAUUCACGUCAACGAAGGUUUGACUCCUACUGCAGGGGCUGCGUCGCUGGGAUACUCACCACAUCCAAUUGGUGACGACCUUUCCGGUCCGGGACCACCUGUUGCGGCAAUGUCACUGACAUCGUCAUGGGCAUCCAAUCUCACAGAAGCAUUAACACCCCAUCUUGGCGAUGUUGUGCCACCUGCUCCAGAACUGCUGCCACCGUCGCCCUCGAAGACACCAUCUUCAUAUUCGGCGCCUGCCACACCCGCUGUGCAGUUAUCAGAUGGCUUCGGAGCAGACGAUACUUCUAUACCAAGCGGUCCGAGAAUCUUCGACCCCAUUCCUUUUGCCCCUAGUCAUAGGAUUGCCGACGGUAAGUAUGCUGUUGGGAAGUUCGCAUUGGCCAGUCCGAACAACAUGGAAGAUACGAUGGAGACUAAGCUGUUCCCUUCCUCUGCGCCGUCUGCAUCAACAGGGUGGAAGUGGAAGUACGGUCUUGCGACGGACCCACGGAUUGGCGUGAUGCGCAGACUGGUAGGGAUGAAGCGGAAGGUUCUGGGACAGGGCAAGAGAGAACCCCCAAUGUCGCCAUCUUGGGUUCGGGAACAUGAAGACUGGGAAAGCAGCACGCCGAGCCCCUGGGUUCAAGAUAGCAAAUCGGACGGCGAGUCCGAAGACGAUGAGCCAUGGGUGGACGACGACGAUGCAGCCACUAUCUCGCGUCCCUCAACGCCUCCACCAUCAUACUUACCUUUGGGUCCGACUUUACUACAGACUCAGUUCCAUCACUCACGGCUCUUGCCUCUGAGUUCGCCUCUUAGACCCCCAGGUGCUGUUGUGAGCAGUACUCCAUGCAGCGCCCAUCCGACUUCAGUGCCUACGCCUGUCUCUCCAGCUGCUAUUUUAGGAGCGGCAUCCGAGAAGUCUAAAUCGCUGGAAGCAGCAGCACAGUUACUAGCAGCUGAGAUCGUCGAAAACCCGGUAUGGGCAGAUGCGUGGCGCGCAAACGCUGCUGUCUCGAUGGCCGCAUCCAGCCUCCCUGUGGACAUAUGGCAUGUCGACGUCAACAGAGUAGCCACACUCCUCGAUAAUGUCGGGCCAACACUGAGCACUGGGACGCUCCGUGCAGUGUACUCUCCAGUGUGCAAGUCUGAUGCUAUUGUUCAGGUCAUGCCGACUGCUUUGCGAUUCUGGGAAAAGUUAGGCUUAGGCCCCAAAGCUGGCCUAAAGAAUGUUACCGCCUUCGUCUUCUAUGAAGCGGGAGGCCCAGAAAGGGAGUCACAGAUAGCUGCUUGGAUAGAUCAAGUUUCAGCGACAUACUCCGCAAGAAAUUAUGGCGGCCAUGCCGUGGGGGUGUCUACUAGUUGCUCAAGGCCAGGGUUGGUUCCGAUACGCCUUGAUCAAGUCAAGAAGACUUUGGGGACUUUACAGCCAUCUCCACAGGAUCACCUCGUCUUCUAUAUCAUUACCCCGUCAUCUACCAGCGCACCUGCCUCCUCUACCCUUCGGCCAUUGUUCUCGGCCAUCAAGCGUGCGCUCAAGGCAUAUCCGGACUCUGGAAUCCUCUUUCAUCUCGUCCCGGAAGCCCACGUGAAUGGUGGGCUAGACGAUCCGAACGUCGUUCAUGGAGGACUCGAGAUCCUUGUCGCCAGCGUUUAUGAUCGCAUUCUACAGCCAGUGGAACGAGCCAUGUCGAGGAGACUAUUUGAUCUGACUCCUCGCACUCGUGCAUGCUUCCAUGCCCCAGCAUUCGCCUUAGCAAGUGGUUUCUCCGCGAUGACAAGACACAGCGGUCCACGAGUGAGCUAUACGCUCGAAUCGCAUCCUAGCUCUCUCGAUGUUGUGGAUCGACAUACCCUGCUGCAUGUCGGAUAUCGGAUCUCUUCGUGCAGACAAUGGCUGCUCGCAUCGUGCACAGAUGAACGAGGGGAUGAAUAUGACUGGGGGGCCUGGCUGCUUCCUGCGGAGUCUGUCGAAAGUUUCAUUGUCUCUCAGAUCUGGACUUUCACUCAAGCGUUUGCGGGUCGAGCAAACGUGGAAUGGAGGGUUGGCAUCGCUAAGGUGGGAGCUAUGGGGGAGAACGAACUCGAAGCUUGGGUAAUACACCUUCAAGACGUCAUAGCAGCCGCAGCUGCAGCGCCUCCGAUGCACAUCUCGCUCCUUGUCGUUGAAUACGAGAACACUUGGACACUGGUCCCACCAAGCGGCACGCGAACGAUAUUUGGUUUGCCAGUAUCGUCGCGUCCGACGCCUCGGACUCCCUCAGGAUCGGUUUUGGGAGAUAUGACUUACAAAACAUAUGCAGCGUUUCCUGCUCUGGAUCUCACAUAUGUUCCUGCACUGAACUCCGCCUCAGCCGUCACUUCCACGUCUUAUCCGUCGGACAAACCGUAUAUUCCAGACUGCGAAGAAGACGAACUUCCUGCUCAUCAAUACUCUCAUCCGCGUGCGCGCAGGAUGAGCACGUUGAUUCACGUGCCAACUAGUAACGAUCACACUGCGAUCUCUAUGGUACAUGUCUAUCAACUGCAUUCAGUCAUCUCUCCACAUUCUUCGGUGACAAGAUCGGCAACAGUCACGACUGAACUCCUCGACCAGAAUCUCGACGCUGUGGAGAGUUUUGACGACGCAGCUCUGCAUGACAUCGUGCACAACUAUCACGCUUUGGCAGUUCUGGCACGGAUGAGGUGGCGCGCACCUGUCGCUCCUACUUUGCCAUUCCAUUUGGGCGCAUUAGAGAUGAUGAGAGCAGCUCUGGUGGGAAGUCCGUCAACUGACUCAUGA
Molecule: messenger RNA, 4842 nt
Organism: Postia placenta MAD-698-R-SB12
Lineage: Eukaryota; Fungi; Basidiomycota; Agaricomycetes; Polyporales; Adustoporiaceae
Exons: 7
Coding region: 1-4842 (1613 amino acids)
Biological process (GO): regulation of transcription by RNA polymerase II
Cellular component (GO): mediator complex
Molecular function (GO): transcription coregulator activity
Source: RefSeq, a predicted model, not a curated record